Messenger RNA from Penicillium brevicompactum, 2157 nucleotides. Its product is annotated as THO complex subunit THO1/HPR1. The record is from RefSeq and is a predicted model, not a curated record. NCBI's taxonomy places the organism in Eukaryota, Fungi, Ascomycota, Eurotiomycetes, Eurotiales, Aspergillaceae. Gene Ontology annotation, biological process: mRNA export from nucleus; regulation of DNA-templated transcription elongation. Bases 1 to 2157 code for a protein of 718 amino acids. The transcript is spliced from 4 exons. Gene Ontology annotation, cellular component: THO complex part of transcription export complex.
AUGGCGACCGAGGACAUCGCCGGCGUUCAGGUCUACAGAAGACAAGUCGACAACCUCCUGGAUCGCGCUUCGCAAGUCAAGCCGGACAAACAGAUCGAGCCCCCAUUGUCCGAAUCACAGCUCGGCGAAUCAAUAUGGCAACUUUCUGCGGCAGACAGCGAGGCUACCAAGCACCUGAGCCAACAGACUAGGCUUGCAGCUGUGGAGAUCGCGUUUCGCGAGAAGUUCUAUCGCGUUCUGGCCUCGACAUCGAUCGAAGACCCCGCAUUUAUUCAGAUUUGGAACCUCCUCGAUAUCGUCUCAAUAUUUUCCGAUAAUGAACAAUGCGAACCAGGUCUCAUAUUCUGGCUGAUUGAGGAGCUUCUCGACAGCCAAACCAUUGACGGCUGCCGGAAGGUUUUUGAUUACUUGGAGUCUCGAAGGGAAAGAAACACAAAGAACCACUUCAAGCAGAAAAGUUUAGUCAUUCUACGAUCUUGCAACGAGCUUCUUCGUCGUCUCUCGCGCGCAGAGGAUACAGUGUUCUGUGGUCGGGUCUUUAUCUAUCUCUUCCAGAGCUUCCCGCUGGGCGACAAGAGUUCUGUCAACCUUCGUGGAGAAUUCCACUCUGAGAAUGUCACCACUUUCGACGAAAUCGCUGAACAACCAGCCAAAGACCAGCAGCAGCAAGAUACAACAAUGACCGAAGAUUCCGAAACCGCAGCGCCCGAAAACCCUGGGACGCCGCAAACUGGAAGCACUUCCGAUCAAACUCCCAAAGUUCCCAAGGUGGUGGUUCCUGGAGACGGCAAGAAGUCGGAGGAUGUUGAUCUGGAUGCGCUGUACCCACUAUUCUGGGGCCUCCAGGCCUUUUUCUCGGCACCUAGCAAGAUGUUCGAUUCGGAACGAUUCGCGUCAUUCAAAGCCGGCCUCGAGGCGACUCUGUCUGCAUUCAAAAACAUCAACACCGAAAUGGAGAACCACAGUGCCUCUCGAGCCUCAGAAGACGCCCGCAAAUCAAGCAAGCGCAAGCGCAUCUCCGAUGAUGCUGAAGUUGCCACCAGCUUCAAUCCUAAAUAUUUGACCAGCCGGGAUCUCUUCGAUCUUGAAAUCAGCGAUACUGCUUUCCGGCGACACGUGCUUGUCCAAGCUCUGAUUCUCCUCGACUUUGUGCUAUCUCUCACGCCCAAGGCCAAGACCCGCCUGGUGAACACGACCAACAAGUCCGUUCUCUAUGGUUUUACUUUGAACGAAGAGGACACCAAAUGGGCUCUCAACAUCCGAAAGAGGAUCGAGGGAUAUCUGCAAGAUGGACCCGGUGGCAAGUUCUACUAUCGCAUGGUGGACACGGUCUUGUCUCGGGACAAGAAUUGGGCACGUUGGAAAGCUGAAGGUUGUCCGUUGAUUGAGAAGCCGGCGAUCUCGUCGGAAGAGUACACGGCUUCACGCGAAAAUGCCGUUAAGGUGUACGCCAACAAACGCCUUCGCCCGUCGCCGAUGGGCUCGCUCGAUCUCAAGUUCCUCUCCGACAGUGAGUCUCUCGCCAAGAUUGAGCGUCUCAAAGAAUCCGAUCGGUACAGCGUGCCUUCGGCGGACACAUUCAUGAAGGGUAUCAUGAAUGAUGAAAUGGACCUUGACUUCGCGAUGACCGACGAGGACAAGGCGGUCGCCCAGGGUGCGAUAGACAGCAAGUCCUGGCGGAUCCUGCGUCUCACAGCAAGAAACAAACUCUCUGCGUUUGACAAGCUGGACAGCAACAACCUACAAGUUUUGUUCGCAACCCCUACGGCCAACCAAGACCAUGAGUCCAGUGCUGGGGAUCCCAAGGACCUCCCCCAGUCAUUAGACGGAGUCCAAGAUACUCCUGCCGAGUCCAAAGAGUCUGGAGCGACGAAAGAUCCUGUCGGGGUCUCGCAUUCAAUCGAGGCCGAUAAGCCAACCGAACCCCAAGAAUCUACCGAUAACAAGCCUUCUGUGCCUGUCGAACAAACCGAAAAGAGUCCACAUGCUACGGUCCAGGGUGAGUCCAAUAAUGCUCCCCAGGCGGCCGAUGAGGACCAGGAGAUGCAAGAUGACAACAAGACCGACACCACUGAGCAACCACCAAACUCAAUUGGAGUUGAACAGAACGAGGACCUUGCCGCCUCUAGCGCCCUUGCAGAUGAUCCUGCAACCUAA